Oikopleura dioica is the source of this 459-nucleotide messenger RNA. The record is from the annotation of a GenBank genome assembly. NCBI's taxonomy places the organism in Eukaryota, Metazoa, Chordata, Appendicularia, Copelata, Oikopleuridae.
AUGUCGGAGAUAGAAAAUUUACCAAAGGAGCUUGUUGAUGAGAUUCGGACGACUUUCAAGAUUUUUGAUCAGGACGAUGAUGGUAAAAUAACGACGAAAGAACUUGGUACUGUUCUUCGAUCCUUGGGCCAAAAUCCGACAGACGGUGAGCUUCAAGAGCUGAUUAAUCAGGUUGAUUACAAUCGAAAUGGAGUCAUUGAGUUUGAUGAGUUUGUUGACCUUAUGAUGAGGGACUACGCAAAAGUCGACCACGAGUCCGAAAUCUCCCAUGCUUUUCGCCAAUUCAGCCCGGAUAUAAACUUCACGAUCCCGAUCAAGGAAGUGAUCGACACGCUAGAAAUCAUCGGUAUACGAGAAUCUGAAAUUCGACAGUUUGAAACAGAAUGUUCUACCGACACGAAUCGUCUUGCCAGAAGAGAUUUUCUCGAAAUGAUUCAUCGCCAAAAUGUAAAAGAAUAA